This is a messenger RNA of Drosophila takahashii, 1229 nucleotides long. RefSeq names its product BTB/POZ domain-containing protein KCTD9. Lineage: Eukaryota; Metazoa; Arthropoda; Insecta; Diptera; Drosophilidae. The record is from RefSeq and is a predicted model, not a curated record. Gene Ontology annotation, molecular function: protein binding. Gene Ontology annotation, biological process: protein homooligomerization.
ACAUCACAGGGAAGAGGAAUAAACGAAUUAAAAACAGCUGAGAAUUGACAGCAGAUUGUGUAGCUAUUUGCUAAACUGUCCAAGCAAAUGGACAGUGAACCGAAGGAGAGUGUUUCCGACUGCGGAAGGAACGAGCUCCCUCCGGAAGCCAACAGUCUCGCCGCUGCCAGCGUCUUCGCCCCAAAUCGUUGGGUUAAGCUGAAUGUGGGUGGUCAGAUCUACGCCACUACCAUCGAUACUCUGGUCGGCAGGGAACCGGACUCGAUGCUGGCACGAAUGUUUUUGCAAGAUGGCAGCAUGAUGCCCAGCGAGCGGGACGAGAAAGGAGCUUUCCUAAUUGACCGGAGCCCUCGUUAUUUUGAGCCGAUCAUCAACUACCUGCGGCAUGGCCAGUUCGUCUGUGAUUCUAACAUCAGUGUGCUAGGCGUCCUUGAGGAGGCAAGAUUCUUUGGAAUCUAUUCGCUCGUUACCCAUUUGGAGGAGCGCCUUGGACAGCAGGAGGCACCGAUGGGUGACAGGCCACUGACGCGCAACGACGUCAUAAAGGCCAUCAUUCAGACCUCAGUCAUAACGGAAUUGCGCUUUCAGGGCGUAAAUCUUUCUGGUGCUGACCUUCGAAAGCUAGACUUUCGCAACAUUAAUUUCAAGUACGCCAACAUGUCGCACUGCAAUUUGUCACACACCAAUUUGUCCCACACUUGCUUGGAGCGGGCUGAUCUUCAGUACGCCAACUUGGAAUGUGCACAACUUGUUUCCGUGCGAGGACUUUGCGCCAACAUGGAAGGCGCUAAUUUACGUGGCUGUAACUUUGAGGAUCCAACAGGAGUCCGGACCAAUCUGGAAGGUGUUAACCUUAAAGGAGCUUGCCUGGAAAGCAGCAACAUGGCAGGUGUUAAUUUACGUGUGGCUAAUUUGAAAAACGCAAAUAUGAAGAAUUGCAAUUUACGAGCUGCAGUCUUAGCAGGUGCAGAUUUGGAAAAGUGCAAUCUUUCAGGAAGCGACUUGCAAGAGGCAAAUUUGCGUGGAGCGAAUUUAAAGGAUGCGGAGCUUGCCUUAAUGGUGACGCCAUUGCACAUGUCGCAGGCCAUACGUUGAUUUAUACGGUGGAAAUAAUUUAUUGUGCAAUUACAUAUCACGUUUUGGCUUCAAAUGAUUAUAACUAACUAGUUUAAGAUUAAUAAUUGUAAAUACUUUUAAAAAUAAACAGUAUUAAGAUUGCAUUUCUGAAA